AUGUCGAGCAGCUGCUUGUCCUGCUCAGACCCCAUCAGCCCGUGCCCGUCCUGCCCCUCGGGUCAGGUCUGCAUCCAGACAGGCCGCUCGUGCACCGUCUGCCCCAAGAACAUCUGCGUCGACGACGGCUCAAAGGGCAACUCGGGGUCGGGAGGACCCUCGACGGGCGCGACGGCUGGAGGAGCGGUGGGCGGCGUCCUGGGCGUCGCAGCGAUCCUUGCGGCGGUCUACUUCUUCUGGUGGAGGCCGCGCGGGUUGGCGGCGAGCAGGAAGAGGUACUCUCAGCACCUCGCGAAGCGGCAGAGCAAGCUGAGCGAGAAGCGCAAGACGGGGCAGUACACGGAUGCGGACGACGGUCCAGGACAGACGGACAGGGCGACGAAGCGGACGUCCGUUCACCUCAAUAUUGACGCGGGCGCGGAGGGCGCCGUCAACCGCAGGAACACGAGUCCGUUGAGGGAGGGAGGCGCGUUGAUCUCGGGCAGGACCUCCGAGGAUGACAACCCGUUCGGGGACCAGAACCGGUCGUCCAUUGGCAGCUUCAACGACACCAGCUCGAUCCACGACUCCGAGUUCUCUUUCCGCUCCUCGCACACCAACGUCAUUCCCAUCGCCUACAUCCCGCCCCACUCGUCGUCCAUGUCGAUCGCGGACGCACAGCGAGGCGGCUUUGGCGAGUCGCAGGCCGAACGGCCGCUCCCUCCUCGCUCAGCUGCCGUUCGCGCGUCGAUCCCGACGAGCAUGGCGAGCCGUGACUCGCUUGCGCUCGCCGGAGCCGAAGUCAUCGAGCUCAACCCGCUUCCUCCCGUCCUCACGCCCGACACUCCUGCGGUUCCGCACGGCACGACCGCCAACGGCGCGCCGAUCCGCCCGCCUCGCUCGCCUGGUCUCGACCUCAACCUGCCGAAGAUCUCUUCCCCUCUCGCCGGCUCUUCCCUCGUCGGCUCGCCAGACGGCCAGAUACGCCCCUCGUCCUACAUCGCCAGCGGCAACACCUCUCCGACCUUCCUCACGCCUCCAUCCAGCGCCACUCCGCGCCGCAUGUCCGUCCUGGCCGAACAACAGUCCCGCGCACGCUCUCAGCAGUCCCACCUCUCGACUAUCACGACCCGUUCCGGCACCUCGACCAUGUCGUACAUCCUCGACCCGCCGCAGAUCAUCACGCCCGUCUCGGGCCAGGGCGUCCGACGUGUCGAGCUUCACCAGGGUCAGGCUGGGCUCGUCAAGAUUGGGAGUGCGGCAGCUGUCCCUCUCCCAGCGAGUCCGACCAGCCCGACUUCCUCGGUCAACCCGUUCGACGACUCGAACGCUGCGGCGGCGCGACGUCACUCGCGCAUGUCGUCGCAGGAUACGGUGCGGGGUGGACAAGGCGCAGGGGCAGACGACUUCGACAGCCGUCCCGGAACGUCGAUGACCAACUCGUCGCGCUGGACCGCCUCAUCUCUCGCUUCCGAAGCGUCCGAGGCUGUGCAAUUCCUCCAGGGACAGACCGUCACCUUCACGAACCCCAACUCGCCCGACCCGCCUGUCCUCCUCGCCAACAGGCGGCUGCUCAACACCGCUUCCGGCGCCUCUUUCGACGUUCCGCAAUCAGCACGGUCUUCUGAGGCGUUCGACACCGGCUCGCACGUCCGGCCACUGCUGGAGCGCUCGGCGUGGUCGUCGAGCACUUCGGCUGCGUCGUCAACGGGCGGCACGCAAUCGACGGCGAUGUCGCCCAGCCAGAGCCGCGACUCGACCGCGACGGCGACCAGCGGGCACAUCUCGGUCCUCGAAGGCAUCCCCUUCAUCGCCUCGCACUCUCCAGCUGACGACCGCAUGUCGAUGCGCGGCCCGUCUACCAGCUCGGUCAGUCUCGGCUUGCCUGUGAACGUUACUGCUCCGCUGGACGGAGCAGGAGCGCCUUCGCCUUCUCUCGCUGCGCCUACCGACUCCUCAGCGUCCAUCACGAUCGCGCCGCCUUCGCCUCACCCCUCGACCCUCUCAGCAACCGACGCUGACGACACCGACCCUCUCCCCGCGCCCUUCCUCCCCUUCGCCGGCCAGCGCCCAACAUCGACCGCCUCCUCCACUGGCGGCGCCCGCAGCGGCCCAAACGGCGAACGCGUCCAAUCGAGUCUCUCCAUCCGUUCAGGCUUCGGCUCGGGACUCUCGCAGAUCCCGUUCCAGCUUGGGUUCCCGAGCGGGUUCGGCGAAGACGGGUUCUCGGACGCAGGGGGAGACGACGAAGACGCGACGAGGAGGAGCUUGUUGAGCGCUAGGGACUCGACGUUCCCGCCUAGCGAGGUGGGCGAUGUCGAGCCGGAUGCGCAGGAAGACGAGGAUGCGUCCAAUCCGUUUGGUUCGCAUGCGGAGGUCGACGACUCGAGCGCGGACAAGGCUGCGACUGCUGACCCGCGAGCAUCGAUGGACUCGCUCGCUCUCGCCGUCGGGCUCUCCGCCAACCUCGACGCACAAGCCGACGGUCAAUCGUGA
Rhodotorula toruloides NP11 is the source of this 2475-nucleotide messenger RNA. RefSeq names its product membrane anchor Opy2, N-terminal domain containing protein. The transcript is spliced from 2 exons. NCBI's taxonomy places the organism in Eukaryota, Fungi, Basidiomycota, Microbotryomycetes, Sporidiobolales, Sporidiobolaceae. The record is from RefSeq and is a predicted model, not a curated record. Bases 1 to 2475 code for a protein of 824 amino acids.